This is a messenger RNA of Maniola jurtina (meadow brown), 1674 nucleotides long. RefSeq names its product tachykinins (gene Tk). Lineage: Eukaryota; Metazoa; Arthropoda; Insecta; Lepidoptera; Nymphalidae. Bases 108 to 1436 code for a protein of 442 amino acids. The record is from RefSeq and is a predicted model, not a curated record. The transcript has 4 exons.
AAUUUCCCGCGUUACGGUACGGGUGCCAUAUUGAAAAGUUUGCGGCUAGUUAUGAAGAAUUUUUGAGUUGCUGUUUUCUUCGUAUUUCGAAGACUUCCAACAAACAAAUGGGUGCGUCAAAGACAUACAUUUUCCUGUUAACCAUACACCUGGUCUGCUCCAUCACUGCACAAGAAGUAGUACGAAGGGUUCCGCAGGGUUUCGUCGGCAUGAGGGGCAAAAAGUACUACAACUAUGGAUCAGAGUUCUACAAAAGGAAACCACAAUUCUUUGUCGGAGUCAAAGGGAAGAAAAAUCACGACUUAUUCAACGAUAUGAAUUAUAAAAGAGCACCAAUGGGCUUCGUUGGAAUGAGAGGCAAGAAAGAAGAAUACCCAGACUUCACCAUCACAGACCGGAAUAACUACGAUUCGUUUAUGGAUAUGGCUUACAAAAGGGCUCCAAUGGGCUUUGUUGGUAUGAGGGGCAAGAAAGAUUUUUCAUACCCAGAUUUUAUCGAUGACAAAGACAAGAGUAACUUAGAUUUAUUCACGGACAUGGGUUAUAAAAGAGCUCCAAUGGGCUUCGUUGGUAUGAGAGGCAAGAAAGAUUUUUCAUACCCAGAUUUUAUCGACAGUAAGGACAAGGGUAACUUAGAUUUAUUCACGGACAUGGAUUAUAAAAGAGCUCCAAUGGGUUUCGUUGGAAUGCGAGGCAAGAAAGAUUUUUCAGAAAUGGAUUAUAAAAGGGCUCCAAUGGGCUUCGUAGGUAUGAGAGGCAAGAAAGAUUAUUCUUAUCCCAUAUAUUCAGAAAUGGAUUAUAAAAGGGCUCCGCUGGGUUUUCUAGGUAUGAGAGGCAAGAAAGAUUUUUCCAACUCCGAUAAUGUCAUCGAUGGCAUGAAUAACUUGGAUUUGUUUUCGGACAUAGAUUAUAAGAGAGCACCCAUGGGCUUCGUGGGUAUGAGAGGCAAGAAAGAAUCAUACCCAGAUUUCAUGGUCUUGCCAGAUAGAUCUGGUUCUUUGAUAGGGCAGAUAGAUUACACAACUGAUGAUAAUAAUAAGGAAGAAUACCCGAUUUUGAAUGAGGUUAUCAAUGAAUAUAUUAAUAAGUUACAGUCCAAUUUGAAUGCUGACGUAUCUACGGAGGCUCCGGAUAUUUCUGACGAAAAGGUGAACGAGGUAGAGAAACGAGCGAAUUUUCACAAAUUCUACGGUGUCAGAGGCAAGAAGUCAAUUCCAGCCAAAAGGCCUUACGACGUCUCCUUUCGGGGCAAAUUCAUCGGCGUACGCGGAAAAAAGGACCUCAAAAACCAAGAACCGCAAGAGAUCAAGUUUUUGCUGCCUCGACCCUGGCCCAAAAAACGGGGAGGGUUCCAUGGUAUGCGAGGCAAGAAGUCGGCCGACGAUGAUACCGUUUUAGAUGCAGAACCAAGCAGCGAAGUUGUGAUUCCGAAUUAAGUCUAGAAGCAAUAUCUGCAGCAUCCUUUAGUUAUCUCAAAGUCUAGUCCACCGAUAGGUACCUUCAUCGUAAUAAGUGCGCACUAAGGAUUAGGGAGCGAAGGGGAUGGUAGAAAGAAUACAGAACAAUCAACCAACUAUACCCUAUCCGCGGAAAGAAGUUAGCAUAGCGCUCUCUCUGUUACGCAAUCCCAUACAAAUGAUAGAGACAAAAAUCUCAAUGGGCGUUAACCAUUUU